Ruditapes philippinarum (Manila clam) is the source of this 1008-nucleotide messenger RNA. RefSeq lists its product as uncharacterized. The coding region runs from base 345 to 665 and encodes 106 amino acids. The transcript is spliced from 3 exons. Lineage: Eukaryota; Metazoa; Mollusca; Bivalvia; Venerida; Veneridae. The record is from RefSeq and is a predicted model, not a curated record.
GGAAUCUUCCACUCUGAACUCUAAUUAACCUCUGGUUAUGUUAUCAAUAAUUGAAAAUAGGAUCAUUUUGGCACUACCCAUCCUUUCCCUCGCUUGAUUUCGAAGCUGCGUGGACGUGUUUACAGAUAGAGCUAAAUAAAUUUGUAUUAGACUGCAAUUUCUCAACACUGAAAAAUGUAAGUAGAUCUAGAGUUUUUUACUUUAAUCUUUUAAAUAAACCCUUCUAAUAUAGUUAUGUAUUUAAACCUGCACGGAAUUAGUGUUUUAAAACCUGUUAUACUAUCCACGUGACCAGGUCAUGUGAUUAAUACAAAAUGGCGGAUUGGUAAAAGGAAAAUACUUUGAUGUUUUCAGACAGCAAAUUUAUGUCUAAUUGGGAGAGCAUUGUUCGCCAUGUUAUGUCUCACACUUUGUCCCAGGAAGUUGCCCUAGAAUGCAACUGGGUUGGAAAAGGCUCGAAAAAACCAUUCGAAAAACUUAGCUAUAGACUUACAAAAGUCAUAUUAGAUGCUGUAAGAGGAAGAAGACAGGGGUCUACUAAUAAUGAAAUCGAGAAGACAAUGAAGGAGUGCCUAAGAUAUGCCAAGGAUAGGGAAGGCGGGCGGAGGAAGAGAUUGACUAAAAUGUUGCAACAACAAAGAGAAGAAAAUGAAAAUGAUAUGUGAACAACAUUUAGUAAUAAAUUGUAGUAAUUAGUAUAUAUAUAUUUUGUUCUUUUAUGAAAACAAGGCAUUGGGCCAACAAAGGGCCAAUGUUUAUUGUAGGAAACCAGUCAGUGGGCCAACGGGGGGCCAACAAGAAGAAGGGAAACCAGUUGUUGGGCCAACAGAGGGCCAACAAUAGGAAGGAAAACCAGUCAUUGGGCCAAUGGAGGGCCAACGAUAAGAGUAGGAAAGCAGUCGUUGGGCCAACCAUAUACCAACCGUUGGCCCAACGUUGCCCCAAUUAGCAAAUUGACAUUGGGCCAACGCUGGCAUUAUGUGUUGGGCCAACAAAGCAAAUGUAAUU